Pseudonaja textilis is the source of this 616-nucleotide messenger RNA. It is a transcript of the gene BCL2L15, whose product is annotated as BCL2 like 15. Gene Ontology annotation, biological process: regulation of apoptotic process. The record is from RefSeq and is a predicted model, not a curated record. Lineage: Eukaryota; Metazoa; Chordata; Lepidosauria; Squamata; Elapidae.
GAGAACGCAUCGGUGGACUUGAUAGUCUGAAUGCUUCUGACAACAGAAGAAACAAUUAUUAGAAAAAUAAGUUUGAAAUACAUACCUGAAGAUGAACAACUCAGUGACAUUUGAAGAACAAACAGAACGAAUUGUGGAAGCCUUGUUUACUAAAUUUUGCUCAAAGAAGUCACAAGUAACUGGUCGAUGCCUGCAGCUCCAGUCUGAAAUAAAAGCCCAUGAACAAGGUUCUGCAAGCAGUUUUAAUCCAGUUGAUAUUGCCGAUUCACUGAAAUCUUUAGGAGAUAAGUACAACGCAGAAAUUGAAAGCCACGUACAGGCAGUUAUUGCAGAGGAAAGCAUAAGAAAGAUAAAGAAAUUUGGAGAAGUAACAGAAUCUCUCAGCAGGAAUUGGAUCAGUCAAACUCCUGGGCUAGAGCCUGAAAGAGUUUUUCUAGCUGCUGCUGUGAAAUUGUUUGUGAAAUUUAUGAAGAAAACUGGAGAUAAGGGCCAGAUAAACAUACUCACAGAAACAAUCAAUGGAAAUCCUGAACUGAGAGGCUAUAUUGAAAGACAGGGUGGUUGGGGUAAUCUUGGAAGAAGUCUAAACAGCCCAUAGUUUCUUGCUUCCAAUGUA